AUGAUAGUCAGAUUCUUAAUUUGCUGAGCCACAACAGGAACUCGCUGAAUAUAUGUCUUGAUCCCACUCAGAGACAUACGAAAAGCUUGUUAAAAAGCACUGAUCAUUUCUGUAUUUCUGACAGUCACAGAAAAUUAGGAACACAUCAAAAGUCCAAAAGUGGGUGAACAAGGCUUGACAAAUCCAGGUGAAAUGACAUCUGACAGGCAUAGAAAUAAAAUGUAAAGAUACAUUUAGUUACAUGAAACUAUGUUCAGGGUAUACUGUUAGGUAUGAGCAGUCCAUUUCCAGAAUGAAGUUGGCAGCCCUUCCCCCACUGUAACUUCCACAAAUCUAAGGAUAGGAAAUCCCAUGGUUUGAUAACCACGUGAUGCUUACACCAAAGAUGCAAAGAGCUGCUGUUCUUUGUGGUGGAAUUUGGGCUUUGUUUUCUCUCCUUUGCAUGAGGACCUCUUCUGCCCCAAAUGGAGGUGCCAGAAACUUCCCUGGCUGGAGGGCAGGAAAUCGAGUGCACAAUUUGGCUUCUCGUUCUGUGCAUGACCACUCUCACUCCUCACCCCACACUGGCCUCAUGGAUAAGACAGGUUCUCGCUUUCCCCAGAGAUUGAGGGCUCCACAACCCCUCAAUUGCACCUCCUGUCAUCCCAGCCCAUCCCAGCCUUCAGAGGGUGAAACUAUCAGUAGAGGACACCAAGGCAGAGAAUGCAUGCAAUUGUUGCUGUAAAAUCCUUUACUCCCUAUUUGGGCUAAUGAUAGAGAAAGAGAAAAAGGGGGAAGGAAACUCGAAAUGAAACAGCCAGAAGGGACAAAUACUGGGCAGGGAGAGGUCCUCACAUAAAGGAGAGAAAACAAAGCCCAAAUUCCACCACAAAGAUCAGCAGCUCUGCUGUCACCUUUCUCCAAGGCAAGGGCACCUGCUGAAGUGACAAUGUUAACGUCAAACAUUAACUGCUAAGGAUAGAGAUGCCCAUGGAAACAAGUUGCAAAGUGCCUACCCCUCUUUUCAGGACAUGGACAAGGUGAUAACGCUUUAGAAGCACCGUCUGACUCGCCAAGUACUACAUUUUUCUGUAUAUUAAUCUUGAAUUCCGUAACUUUCUGAAUUUAUUUAUUAGUUCUAAUAGUCUUUUUGUGGUGACUUUAGGUUUAUCUAUACAAAAGAUCAUGUCAUCUUCAAAUCAUGACAAUUUUAUUUCUUUUUCAAGUCUUAUUUCUUUUUCUUGCAUGAUUGCUAUGUCUCAGACUUCCAAUACCAAAUUAAAUAGCAAUAGUAAGAGUGGGCAUCCUUGUGUUCUUCCUGAUUUUAAAGCUCUCAGUUUUUUUUUUUCUUUUCGACUAUUGAGCAGAGUGUUAGCUGUAGGUUUAUCAUAAAUGACCUUUAUUAUGUUGAGAUAUGUUCCCUCUAUACCAACUUUGUUGAGAGUUUUAAUCACGAAUGGGUAUUAAAUUUUGUCAGAUGCUUGUUCUGCAUCUAUCGAGAUGAUUAUGUGCUUUUUAUUUGUUUUAACAUGGUGAGUCACACUGAUUUGCGAAUAUGGCACUAACCUUCCAUCUUCAGAAUAACUCCCACUUGAUCUUGGUGUGUGAUCCAUUGAAUGCCUUGCUGAAUCUGAUUAAGAAAUCUCUCAAAUCUCAUUGAUGAGAUGGAUUGGAUUGUCUACUUUCCAUCUAUUGAUGGAUCUAUUAUCCACAUUCAUCUAUGGAUGAGAUGGAUUGGCUCAUCCAGGAUGGAUUGGAUUAUGUACUGAUUGGAUUAUCCACUCCCUCUAUAUAAGGGGAAGCAGAGGCAGAAGCCAGUGUAUUCUCCAGCAAACCACAGGCCGUCUGCAUCUCAGCAGUGGGUCAGAAAACAACUCAGUGGUGUGGAAGAUGGAGAACCUUGCAUCCACUAGCUUUAGAAGCCGGCAUCAUCGUCUGGAGAAGCUCAAGAGAAAUAUGAUGCCCCAGGCACUGGAGGAGAAAAGACAAGUCCACUUAGCCAGGACCAAGCAGAGACAUCGUGACAGAUCCGGCCUUCCUCUAAGGCUCACCAGCUGCAUUUUCAAGAGGCCAGUCACAAAGACAACUGCUCAUCCUGGCAACAAGGUCAGGCGCAGUCAACAAGAGGAGACCCUGAAGAAGCCCCAGCAAGUCUGUGCAUUCAGGAGACUGCAGGGGCUCCAGGCCUGCAGUCCAGAAGGAGACCUUUUCAGUACCUUGGACAGCGCAAAAGUAGUCCGCGACAUUGCCCCUGGUGGUGCAGUUGAAUCCAACAGCCUUGCUGGUGCAAGGUCACUGCACCCCAGCACCAAGGCCAUCCCUGCCCAGUCUUCAGAUGGGGCAGAGAUGAUCCCGGGAUUGGGGCUCUUCCUCCCCGAGUCCCUCUGCAAACAACCAGUAAUAACAUAUGGCCAUAUUCGCCGGCAGGCUCAGAAAGUGAAGAAAGCAAGAGAGAGGCUGGCUAUGGCCUUGAGGGCAGACAAGCUGGCCAGGGAGGCAGAGAGAGCCAGGGGUCUCGGGAACUUAGGCGUGUCCUGAAGAAGCCAAGGAGUGGCGUGGCCCUUGGGACGUGGUCACUAUGUGACAGCCCCCUACCCUUGUUCUCCUUGCCUUUGUGAAUGUUAACCCUGUUUCUUGCUCUGGACUGAGAUGCUUUGUUAUAUUAAUAUUGUCAUCUAUUAAACUCUUGUUUGACAAAUAUGUAAAGAGUAAGUGGUUUUGUGGAUGAGAGAUUGGGUUUUGGGGGAAGGGCAAGAAA
Messenger RNA from Sus scrofa (pig), 2737 nucleotides. RefSeq names its product methyl-CpG-binding domain protein 3-like 2B. The record is from RefSeq and is a predicted model, not a curated record. Lineage: Eukaryota; Metazoa; Chordata; Mammalia; Artiodactyla; Suidae.